This is a messenger RNA of Cryphonectria parasitica EP155, 1179 nucleotides long. RefSeq lists its product as uncharacterized. NCBI's taxonomy places the organism in Eukaryota, Fungi, Ascomycota, Sordariomycetes, Diaporthales, Cryphonectriaceae. The transcript has 2 exons. The record is from RefSeq and is a predicted model, not a curated record. The coding region runs from base 1 to 1179 and encodes 392 amino acids.
AUGGCACUCGACGUCAGGAGCCUGGACUACAAGCCAAUACAGCUUGAUGACCGAGAAAUCCGGCUGCUGGAGAUCCAGAUGGGCCGGGACAUCAAUGACCCUGUCGUGAGCCGCAUGGUCAACGUCAAGGUCACCAGGGACCUCGAAUUUAUCGGCCUCUGCGCGCUCCUGCGAGACUCUGACGACAACGACACCGAGCACAUCUGGGUCAACGCCAGCAGAGUAACAGUUUCCAAGACCCUUGGCCAGGCCCUACGACAUGUGCGCGCCCUGUUCCUGCGGGAAAAGGCCUCGCUCUACCAGACCUCGUCAAAUGACAGCUCCUCGUCGGGCACACAGCCGUCCUCGCCGCCCUCCCCCCGCCGCGCAUCGUCCUCCAAGACCAAGAAGCCGCCUGCCUGGCUGCGACAGGUCCUCCGUGGCUUCCGGUCCAUCCUGCCAGACGAGUCCAACCCGGCCGCCCGCCAGGUGCCCCUGCGCGUCUGGCUGGACUGCAUCUGCGUCAACCUCCGGGACCCGGCCGAGGCAGAGCAGCGGCGCGCCCACCUGACGCUGGCCUACGAGUCGGCCAAGAUCACCGUCGGCUGGCUGGGGCUCAAGGACGAGACCUCCGACAUGGGCAUCAACACGCUGCGGCGCCUCGAGACCCUGUUCCCGCCCAACUUUGGCCACCCCCAGGACAAGAUCGACCACCCGGAGAACUACUCGCCCAUCAUGCAGUGGCUCGCGCCGUUUGGGCCCGUCUGCGCCGAGGACGUCAAGGUCAAUGGGGGAGCCGACAAGGGCCCGCUGUACAUGGCCAUCAUGAGCUUUGCCAACAGGCCGUUCUUCAAGCGCCAGUGGAUCGUCGAGGAGCUGACCCUCUCGGCGUUUCCUGCGUUUCUCCUGGGCGACGAGAUUAUCUCGUGGCAGCAGAUGUUGCAGUGGAACAGGACUGAUAUCGAAUUCGAGAAAGCCGGGGCGCAGGGGAUCUGCAAGGAGUUCCUCGAGGCGAUCCGGGUCAUGCCCAAGAUGGACAUUGCCGUGGUGUUCACCCUGCUGGACGCCUAUGACCGCAGACGGGGUCGGUAUAUUGCGAGGGAUCUCAUGAACAUGACGCCGUCGUCAUCACUCUCGACAAACAACAGCUACGGGGAGCCGCCGCCACGACCAAAUACCUCACGAGCAGAUGGUAAAUAA